AUGGCCCGCACCAAGCAGACCGCCCGUAAGUCCACUGGUGGCAAGGCUCCUCGCAAGCAGCUUGCAUCCAAGGCUGCCCGCAAGUCCGCCCCGUCUACCGGUGGUGUCAAGAAGCCUCACCGCUACAAGCCUGGUACCGUCGCUCUCCGUGAGAUCCGUCGCUACCAGAAGUCGACCGAGCUCUUGAUCCGCAAGCUCCCCUUCCAGCGUCUCGUUCGUGAAAUCGCUCAGGAUUUCAAGUCCGAUCUCCGCUUCCAGUCUUCUGCCAUCGGUGCCCUCCAGGAAUCCGUUGAGGCCUACCUCGUCAGCCUUUUCGAGGAUACCAACCUCUGCGCCAUCCACGCCAAGCGUGUCACUAUCCAGUCCAAGGACAUCCAGCUUGCCCGCCGCCUCCGUGGUGAGCGCGGUUAA
Molecule: messenger RNA, 411 nt
Organism: Aaosphaeria arxii CBS 175.79
Lineage: Eukaryota; Fungi; Ascomycota; Dothideomycetes; Pleosporales
Product: histone-fold-containing protein
Exons: 3
Coding region: 1-411 (136 amino acids)
Biological process (GO): rRNA transcription
Cellular component (GO): nucleosome
Molecular function (GO): DNA binding; structural constituent of chromatin; protein heterodimerization activity
Source: RefSeq, a predicted model, not a curated record